Cyclopterus lumpus (lumpfish) is the source of this 3730-nucleotide messenger RNA. It is a transcript of the gene inka2, whose product is annotated as inka box actin regulator 2. NCBI's taxonomy places the organism in Eukaryota, Metazoa, Chordata, Actinopteri, Perciformes, Cyclopteridae. Gene Ontology annotation, cellular component: nucleus. Gene Ontology annotation, molecular function: protein serine/threonine kinase inhibitor activity; protein kinase binding. The record is from RefSeq and is a predicted model, not a curated record. Bases 381 to 1724 code for a protein of 447 amino acids. The transcript has 2 exons.
ACACACGCACACACAGCAGGCUGACUGUAGCCAAGCAGCGGCCACUGAGAGAGACACACACACACACACACACACGGACCGAGUCUCUGGAUGCAGCCACAAGAAGGACCUCAUUAACAUUUUUGGAGUAAACGCAUUUUCGUCAUCAGUAGUUGUGUGUAUUUUUUAUUUUUAUUUUUUAUUUUAUUACAGGAUUCGCGUCACGAGCCGUGCGCGCAUUCCUCAGCAGGAUUUGCGCAUCUCCAAAUUGCAAAUUGUUCUCUGCUCUCCGCGAGAGCGUUGUUUCAAUGCGCGUGCCCGGCAGAGAGCUCUCAUAGUCAUGCUCGAGAGACGACUGGCGACGCGUUUCUUCUGACAUUCUUGUUUUUCCACCCCAAAAAAUGGAACAACAGCUCUCCAAACCAGAAUGCAAAAACAUGGAUGCGUGUCUGAGGCGACUGAAGCAAGAACUGCUGUGUAUGAAAGAAGCCGGAGAUGGCCUCCACGCUCAGAUGAAUUCAAUGAUGGGAGCCCUCCAGGAACUCAAGCUCCUUCAGGUUCAGACAGCGUUAGAAAACAUUGACAUUUCAGGCCGGCCUAUUAAUCGAGGACUGCCACAUCCAGCUCCCACUGAAGCAUCAGCUACAGCGGCUUCCACCUCCUUCAAGGACCACGGGUCCUGCUUUAGUCAGACCAAGCUCGAGGAGCCACACCCGAGUCCAAUGCUGAAUCCGAGGCCGUCUCUGGAGAGCAGAAACGCCUUCAGCCGAGAUGACAGGACCCAGUCUCGAAACAGAGGCAGCCUGGAAACCUCGUCUUCCUCAGCAUCCAGCUUUGAGAGUGAGAGUGAGGGAAGUGAAAGAAGUGCACGAAGCGCACGAAGCGCACGAAGCGCACGAAGCGUGAGAAGCGAGAAUGACCUUGAGUCUAUACCCAAGAGGUGGUCAGGAUACUCCGCUCCACAGGUGGAUUUCUACGGACCAAUGGUGGGAAACCCUCCACCGGAGCCCUACACUCAGCCACAGGCUCCCCAUCGUGCUCUGGGGGUGGACCUGCCUGGGAUCCUGUACAGCCUCUCCAGAGAGGGCCCUUCACUGGACAGCGACUACUCCCAGGACAGCACAGAUGACGGCAGCGACUGGACUUCUUCGCUCAUGAGCCACAGCCGCAACCGUCAGCCCUUAGUGCUGGGCGACAACGUCUUUGCAGACCUCGUGGGCAACUGGCUAGACCUGCCAGAGGUGGAGAGGGAGGAGGCGGAAGAAGAGGAGAGGAUGAAGCAGAGAGAGGAGAGGAUAGCAGACGGAGGGGCGGACAGACCGGACACCCCAGCUCACCCUCUCCGCCUCAGCCGCUCGCAGGAGAUCUGCAAGAAGUUCUCGUUAACCACAAACAUCUUCAAGAAGUUCCUGCGCAGCGUCCGACCCGACAGGGACAAGCUGCUCAAGGAGAGGCCCGGCUGGAUGGCUCCUGAGCUGCCAGAGGGAGACCUCUUCAAAAGGCCAAAGAAAGUGGCUCCCAAAAGUUCAAAAGGCAGCUUCUACCUUCCCUUCUGGGCAAAUGGACAGCAGGUCAAAGGCAGACCGUGUUCUCAUCUAGCUGAAGCAGAGAGGAACCACCAACACCACUUCCCCCAGGUCCACCAGCAGCCAUUUGCUGGGAUGUAUUUAGACAGGAGACCGCCAGAGACGGGUCUGGAGAAAAUGCAGCCCUUGUUUGACUACAACACAGCUGUGUGGGUCUGACACUGAGUCUUGGGCCAACAGACUGCCAAUUGAUGCCAAACUGAGUGAGUGACAGGUGCUGGUGGGAUUUUGGGCUUUACUGGAGGGGGAUUGAAUGAAUGAGACGGUUGGAUACAGUUAUCUUCCAGAAAUGAACCGAUGAACUUCACACCCACAAGAUUAUCAGGGCAACAUUUUGUCUGACAAUCCUCAAAACCUAAACCUUGUUUGUUGUGUGUGUCUGGGUGGGUGAGUGUGUGCUGCAGAGUGUCUGAGACAAAGACAUUUUUUGAAGACUUAUGCUGCAAGUUUUGUAUUAUUCAACUUUCAUCUUAUGUGUGUGCGUGUGCAUGUCUGACUGGGUUCUCCAGAUGUCCUGAAAGACGGUACUUUGAUACGGACAUCUUUCUCAGAAUGUCUCCAUCAUUACAGAUCUUCAUAACAUAAUCCACAGACUUUUCUCACUGCUAUGCUGCAGGACUCUAUAUCUCACUUCUUUGCAUCUAUGAAUAGAAACACCAACUGUUGGAUUGCAUGGUUAUCGUUUGUAUAAGCGAUGCUACAAACAGCUGUUACUGAACACACUGCCACUGAACACAGUCAUAAGCUCACUUUAGUUUCCAACAGGCCUCGGCGCCUUGGAAACUCAGGUUUAACUGAACCCGUCUCAUUCACCUUGCUCAGGGAAUGAAUGUUACACAAGAGUUAACUAUGAGACACUUCCGCAUUUCAAGUUUAUAGAAGUCUUGCCUCAUCUCUGCUUGCCUGGAAAGACACAACAGCAAUACAGUGCAUGUCUAGUUCAAAGAGUGCACAUUAAACUUUGAGAUUUCUCCCUAGUAAUCAGAAAUGUUUGUCUUUGUAGUUGUUAGAAAUGCUUGUUUUUCUUCUCUGCCAUGCAGACAUGGCACAUGUUGGGUCAACUGUCAGUCCGCAGAGAGACGAGGGGGUAAAGAUGGCAGAGCCAACCGCGAGUACUGGCUGACUGACAUCUGGUACCCGGCCAUUAUGUAAAGCUUGUUCGCCGCAGCCUCAAUGAAGUUCAGAAACUGGCUUGUUUAAUCCCAAAGCUAUGAGCAUGAACUGAAUUAUUACGAUGACGUUACCUACUGUGUGCGUAUAUGGUGAAUACAUCACAGAGCAUGCAACAGUGAUGAGACAGUUGAAAAUGGAGGUAAAGACCCGUAAUCUCAGACAGAAUCAAUGCACAGAACAUUGUACAUAUCAAUCAAACUCAUCAACCAAACAGCAGCAAUAAGAACAUUUACUGUAAAUCAAAGCGCAUGGUUUUCAUAAUUCUUCACAAAUAAAUCAGUCCAAGUAACAUUACAACAAACAACAACUCCACGCAUGUAUUUAAACAACAAACCGAUAAUCUUACAAUAUUUAUUCUCUUGUAUCAUAUUAAACGAUUUCAGUGUUUGUUUGUUUUAUUACUUCGACCAGCAUCAUAAUACUGGAAAACAAACGACAGCUUCCUUCACAAAUUGACAUAAAUAUCAGGAUUUCCUCAGUAUAAUAGAUGACACUGCCCGUUCUGACUCGAAACCCUUUGUUUCUAUAGAGUACCACUGUUAUGCAAGGACAAUCUGAUAACUUCUUACUAUUUUGAAAAAAACCCAGUUAAUUUGACUCAGUUUUAAAUGGGGUCCCAGACCAAUCAACUUAGCCAGCAGGGAUUAGACCGUAGGUCUUUUGAGUGUCUUGGCCAGUGGAUCCAUAUGGCGUUGUCUCAGUAUUCAGGUCAAUACAUACUGUACAUUCAGAUGGUCCAACAUACACACACACUCAGACGUUUCUGCUGAGAAAGUUGUGCCAAGAUGAGGCACAGUCCAAGAUGUCAUAUCAUACAGUAUGUGGAUGUAAAUGUUGCAUUUAUUUCUUCCUAUUUACAGUUGUCUACGUGUAUUUUUUCAGCACUGUUGUUGAUUUUUUUUUUAUCAGGGUUCUGCGAACCUUCAGUAGUGAUUCUGUCAUGUGCACUGUAAAACCAUCAGUGACUCUUUGUAAAUUAAAUCUGUUUUCAG